AUGGUGUUGCGGUUGCUAUCGCUGGCAGUUUUGGUAGUGGCAUGUGAAGCCCGAAUUACUAGCCAGUGUCAGUGCGAUGCGUACAUGAAGUGCGAAGAGACCCUUAAACAAGACAUAUCCUUUAAAAACUGUUUGAAGAUGUGCAAGAAGGAAGCAGGUGAUGCGGUGCCGAGGGAGUAUCCUGUUUGUCUAUACCAGUGUACCAGCAACGAGAGUAAUGUGUUGACGCGCCGAAAUUUCACCUUGUUCGAGGAGAUUUUCCAGAAAGACUUCGAGGAGAUCACCAGCAAAGUCGGUAAG
Cooperia oncophora is the source of this 300-nucleotide messenger RNA. Lineage: Eukaryota; Metazoa; Nematoda; Chromadorea; Rhabditida; Trichostrongylidae. The record is from the annotation of a GenBank genome assembly.